AUGCUUCCGCUGCUCUUGGUAUAUGUUGCAGAGUACACCAUCAACCAAGGCGUCGCACCUACUUUGCUCUUUCCUCUCUCGUCGAGUCCCUUCGACGAAUACCGGUCCUUCUACUCUACCUACGGUGCUAUCUAUCAAGUUGGUGUCUUCAUCUCACGAUCAUCUACUCCGUUCGUCCGAAUCCACCAGCUUUACGUCCCCUCCUUUCUGCAAGUCGCGAAUCUAGUCCUCCUCACAUUGCACGCAAUGUUUAACUUCCUCCCCAAUUUCUACGUAGUGUGCGUGAUCAUCUUCUGGGAAGGGUUGCUUGGCGGCCUGGUCUACGUCUCGACGUUCGCGGAGAUCACGGACAACGUAGCUAAGGAAGACCGGGAGUUCAGUCUGGGAGCGACGAGCGUGAGCGAUUCGGGUGGUAUCUGCAUCGCAGGGUUCGUGAGUAUGGCUUUCGAGCUAUGGUUGUGCAAGUGGCAGGUCGAGCACGGUCGCGACUACUGUAAGCCGCAUUGA
Didymosphaeria variabile is the source of this 507-nucleotide messenger RNA. Its product is annotated as battenin CLN3 protein. NCBI's taxonomy places the organism in Eukaryota, Fungi, Ascomycota, Dothideomycetes, Pleosporales, Didymosphaeriaceae. Bases 1 to 507 code for a protein of 168 amino acids. Gene Ontology annotation, cellular component: membrane; vacuole. The transcript has 2 exons. Gene Ontology annotation, biological process: regulation of intracellular pH. The record is from RefSeq and is a predicted model, not a curated record.